Messenger RNA from Oryctolagus cuniculus (rabbit), 3713 nucleotides. Lineage: Eukaryota; Metazoa; Chordata; Mammalia; Lagomorpha; Leporidae. The record is from RefSeq and is a predicted model, not a curated record.
CGUUGUCCUCGCGGCUUUAAUUGCGCUCCUUUCAUGGCGGGUCCGAGGGGGUCCCCGCCGCCCCGGCCGGGCCACGGGCUGUCCGUCUCGCUCUAUUGAGGUUUUUUUUUUUUUUUUUCCUCCCUCCCUUCCCCUUCUUUAAAUACAAGGCAGUUUGGAGACAGGAAAGAGGGGGAGGGGGCAGAUCACUUUUUCCGGCGCUGGAGACGGUUCGCAGGGCGCUUGGGGAGCAGCCGCCUCGCCGCGCGCGCCGCUCCGGGCCCGGGGCACCCGCGCCCAGCCCUCGGCGCAAAAAAGAGAGAGAAAAAAAAAACUACAAAAAAAAUCGCGACACUUUGGGGGUGCCGAGAGCAGGCUUCUGCUCCCCGGGCAAACCGCAGGGGCUGCCCCUUCCCCUUCAAUCCAGCCCGCCUGGUCUUGCAGGAAGAACCGAGGCUGGGCUCCACUCCUUUGGCCAUGCUCGCCGCCACCUGCAAUAAGAUCGGCAGCCCCAGCCCGUCCCCCUCCUCGCUGUCGGACAGCUCGUCGUCCUUCGGCAAGGGCUUCCAUCCCUGGAAACGCUCGUCGUCUGCGUCCUCGGGCAGCUGCAACGUGGUGGGCUCCAGCCUCGCGGGCUUCGGCGUGUCCGGCGCCGCCCGCACCGGCGGCUCGUCCUCGGCGGCGGCCGCGGCCGCGGCGGCGGCGGCCGCGGCCGCAGCGCUGGUGUCCGACUCGUUCGGCUGCGGCGGCUCGCCGGGCUCCAGCGCCUUCUCGCUCACCUCCAGCAGCGCCGCGGCCGCCGCCGCCGCCGCCGCUGCCGCCGCCUCCAGCUCGCCGUUCGCCAACGACUACGCGGUGUUCCAGGCGCCCGGCGUGGCGGGGGCCGGCGGUGGCGGCGGGGGCGGCGGCGGGGGCGGCGGUGGUGGCGGUGGUGGCGGCGGCGGCAGCGGCUCCUCCGCGGCGCACUCGCAGGACGGCGCGCACCAGCCCGUGUUCAUCUCCAAGGUGCACGCGUCGGUGGACGGGCUGCAGGGCAUCUACCCGCGCGUGGGCAUGGCGCACCCGUACGAGUCGUGGUUCAAGCCCUCGCACCCGGGCCUGGGCGCCGCGGGCGACGUGGGCGCGGCCGGCGCCUCCAGCUGGUGGGACGUGGGCGCGGGCUGGAUCGACGUGCAGAACCCGAAUGGCGCGGCAGCGCUGCCCGGCUCGCUGCACCCGGCCGCCGGGGGCCUCCAAGGCUCGCUGCACUCGCCGCUCGGCGGCUACAACUCGGAUUACUCGGGCCUGAGCCACUCUGCGUUCAGCAGCGGCGCCUCCUCGCACCUGCUCAGCCCCGCGGGUCAGCACCUCAUGGACGGCUUCAAGCCCGUGCUCCCCGGCUCCUACCCGGACUCGGCGCCAUCGCCGCUGGCCGGCGCGGGUGGCUCCAUGCUGGGCGCCGGGCCCUCGGCGCCACUCGGCGGCUCCCCGCGCUCCUCCGCGCGCCGCUACUCGGGCCGCGCCACCUGCGACUGCCCCAACUGCCAGGAAGCGGAGCGCCUGGGCCCGGCCGGGGCCAGCCUGCGGCGCAAGGGCCUGCACAGCUGCCACAUCCCGGGCUGCGGCAAGGUGUACGGCAAGACGUCGCACCUCAAGGCGCACCUGCGCUGGCACACGGGCGAGCGGCCCUUCGUGUGCAACUGGCUCUUCUGCGGCAAGCGCUUCACGCGCUCCGACGAGCUGCAGCGGCACCUGCGGACCCACACCGGCGAGAAGCGCUUCGCCUGCCCCGUAUGCAACAAGCGCUUCAUGCGCAGCGACCACCUCAGCAAGCACGUGAAGACGCACAGCGGCGGCGGCGGCGGCGGCGCGGCGGGCCCCGGCGGCGGCGGCAAGAAGGGCAGCGACACCGACAGCGAGCACAGCGCCGCGGGCAGCCCGCCCUGCCACUCCCCAGAGCUGCUGCAGCCCCCGGAGCCCGGGCACCGCAACGGCCUCGAGUGACGCGCGCGCACGCACGCGCCCCCAGCUGCCCCCGUGCGUCUGGGCCUCUGCUCCGGCCUCCCUCCACGGCACCCCGCUCGCCGCUCGGCCCCGGCCCCUCUUUCUCCCGCUCCCCUCUGUGACUUAGCUGUGUAACAGGGGGCUCUCGCCAUGUAAGUAGCUCUUGCGCCGCCCCUGCCCACGGGGCGCGCUGCCCGCACCGGCACCCGCGCCUCGCCGGGCAGCUGCUCGGGCCGCACGUUGUGCUGGAGCAGGAGCCAAGCCUGAGGCCUUGGGAGGCCGCGGGGCCGAGGCCAGCCCGGGGCGGGAGCGGGUCGGGCCCGGUGGGGCGCCCCUCGGGCCCCCGUGGGCCAGGCUGGGCCCUCCCUGCGCCAGCUCGGCGUCUUCUCCUUUGUUCCCCGGGGUGGAACCCUUGCAAGUUUCGGCAUAGUGCAGUCUUUGGCGAGUCGCUGCAACAGCCUCUUUCCCCUACCCCCAUCUUUAUAACUUUUUUUUUUUAAUGAGAAAACUGGAGGGAGAAAAAAAGUCACCCUUGCAUUAGAUUUCCCGUCUAGAUAGGUUUUCCUCCAGCAAUGCGAAGCCUUUCUCUGGAAACUGCUCAUAUUGAUCCCAAAGUUAUUUUGAUUGCAUUCACUAUGGGGUGGGGGCGGGGUAGGCGUCUUUUUCUUAUGCAAAGCUACCCCUUUCCGGUGAGACCAGAUUAACUGUCUCUGUGUUCUUUUCUACCUCGGCUUUCACCACUCCCGGGCGUAAUUUCCCAAUUCUUUUUUUUUUUUUUUUGGUUGUUGUUGUUAUUCCAGCUGUCAAUUUGUAUAGAACCCAUUCCUGUAAGUUCUUGCAAUUCGUUAAAAUUCUUAGGGUUAAACUUUUUUUUUUCUUGUUUGGAUUUAAACUUAUAAACAACCGAAGAGGCUACCAUUUCUUUCAGAUGAGGCUGUAGUUUAAAUGCCCAAAGAAGGAAAAAAUAGGGGAGGGGGAAAAAAAACCCAAUUGUAAACGAUAUCUGAACCUAAUGGUUUGUACCACUGGAGAAUCGUUCUAGAUUGGUUACCAAUUAAACAGAACUCCACCAGAGUCAGGGUGGGAGGUUGUCCAGGAGACGAUUUUGUAUAGUAUUUUUCUUGUACAUUACUUCCAGUAAAUAUUUGAAAAAUAUAUUGACGUAAACUUGAUUUUUUUUUUUUUUGGUCACGAGAAACUAUUAAGAGUUAUUGUUGCAGUUCUGAGGAGCUGCGAGUUUUCUCAACUCACUUCUGGAGGUGCAGAGCCACCAACGCACUUUCGGGGCCGAGUUUUGCUCGAAUACGAAUUUAGAUAGGUGUCAAACUGUAACUAAGACAAUAUUUGAUAAAUGUUGGAUGACAUUUAAUUUAAUGGAGCAUGUACUUAUUUGCAUUUGCUGGCAGUUCAGGCAUAGUUGAAGUGAGAGUUCGCCUAUAUUUCAUAAUAACUGGGUCCACCAAAACCCAUGUAUUAAAUAAAUUGUCCAAGUGAAACUCGACUAACUUUGGCCUUUGUGUAUUUCCUGAGGGUAAUAUUGUUAAAUGUUAAUGAACACUCCUGAUGCUACAUUUAAAUGUUUGCAGAUUCUGCAAACUAAUUGCUCAUUGUAAUGUUGAAAUAAUUUGGAUAUUUCACAUUGAAAUGAAAGCCUUUCUCUGGAACAUUUUAGACUUGCAUUUUAAAUGCAUGAAAUGUAAUUGAUUUAUUUGUAAUAUUUUAAAUGGUAUUAAUAAACAGAUAAAAGACUA